Messenger RNA from Protopolystoma xenopodis, 261 nucleotides. NCBI's taxonomy places the organism in Eukaryota, Metazoa, Platyhelminthes, Monogenea, Polystomatidea, Polystomatidae. The record is from the annotation of a GenBank genome assembly.
AUGAUAUGGUCCUUUGAGCGGCAUCUAUCAGAACUCUUCACACUCCACGCUGUCGUUAUCACCUCCGUCUUCACUCUUGUGCUAAGGAUGUUGAUCAGAGUCUGCCUUAUUGUUACGCAGUCCUCCUGCCCUAGACCUUAUCACAGUCUCUCUCUUGCCCCGUUAGAUCAGUCUGCUCUCUCCCUGGUUCACUCGACCCCUGCCACCCCCAUCUGUGCUACUCGAGGUGUUAUUCGCCCUCCUCUGCGUCUGGGUGACUAG